GGGAGGACGCGCCAAUUCUCCUGCCCGAGCCUCGGCCCAACAAAAUGGCGUCGGCGUCGGCCUCGCUUUGUCUCCGUGGCUCUGGCAGCAGCAGCAGUGGUAGCGGCCUCUGAGCUGUGAGGACGAUCCAGCACGAGCUGCAGUGACUACUAAGAUCCCAGUACUUUUCGUUCAGCCACGGGCGCUGAGGAGCGCAGAACGGUACCCAAGGGGUUGCCGAAGCCAAGCGGCCGUCCGAGCCAAAAACAUGACCGCUGAGCCCAUGAGGUAAAACGCAAGCCCUUGUCACGGGCCCCGGCGUUCUGCUCCCGGGCGCCUUCCACUCGAGUGGGGUGUUUGCAAAGACGUGCGCUAGGUGCCCUAGGCCCGCGCGCGGCUUCGCGGUCAGCAGCAUCGUUUUCCCUCUAGGUGGUCGAUGCCUGCAGUGCCCAGAAGACAAUGGAGCUGAAGUUACAGGCAUUUGUGAGCUGCCUCAUGUGCGUGCCGGGAUUCUAACUCUGGUUCUCUUGAAAGCAAGUUGAAUACAUUGGUGCAGAAGCUUCAUGACUUCUUAGCACACUCAUCAGAAGAAUCUGAGGAAACGUGUUCUUCUCCACGACUUGUCAUGAACCAAAGCACAGAUAAAAUCAGUGGUUCUGGACUUAAUUCUGAUAUGAUGGAAAAUAGCAAGGAAGAGGGAACUAGCACCUCAGAAAAAUCUAAGUCUUCAGGAUCAUCGAGAUCCAAGAGGAAACCUUCAAUUGUGACAAAAUAUGUAGAAUCUGAUGAUGAAAAACCCACGGAUGAGAAUGUAAAUGAAAAAGCUGCUACUGAGAAUUCAGAAAAUGACAUUACUAUGCAAAGCUUGCCAAAAGGUACAGUGAUUGUACAACCAGAGCCAGUGCUGAAUGAAGACAAAGAUGAUUUUAAAGGGCCUGAAUUUAGAAGCAGAAGUAAAAUGAAAACUGAAAAUCUCAAAAAACGCGGAGAAGAUGGACUUCAUGGGAUCGUGAGCUGCACAGCUUGUGGACAACAGGUCAAUCAUUUUCAAAAAGAUUCCAUUUAUAGACACCCUUCACUGAAAGUCCUUAUUUGUAAGAACUGCUUUAAGUAUUAUAUGAGUGACGACAUUAGCCGUGACUCAGAUGGAAUGGAUGAACAAUGUAGAUGGUGUGCAGAAGGUGGGAACUUGAUUUGUUGCGACUUUUGCCAUAAUGCCUUCUGUAAGAAAUGCAUACUGCGCAACCUCGGUCGAAAGGAGUUAUCGACAAUAAUGGAUGAAAACAAUCAGUGGUAUUGCUAUAUUUGUCAGCCAGAGCCUCUAUUGGACUUGGUUACUGCAUGUAACAGUGUAUUUGAGAAUUUGGAACAGUUGUUGCAGCAAAACAAGAAGAAGAUAAAAGUCGACAGUGAAAAGAGUAGUAAAGUAUGUGACCAAACAUCCAAGUUUUCUCCAAAGAAGAAUAGUUCCAGUUGUAAUGGAGAAGAAAAGAAAUUAGAGGAGUCAGGUUCCAGUUCUGUAACCUCCACUUCCUCAGCACUAAUUGUGCCCAAAGAGCUGAUUAAGAAGACAAAGAAACUGAUUGAGACUACAUCCAACAUGAACUCCAGUUACAUUAAGUUUCUAAAGCAGGCAGCCGAUAAUUCAGAAAUGAGUCCUGCUAUGAAGUUACGUCAACUGAAGGCUUUUAAAUCUGUGUUGGCUGAUAUCAAGAAGGCUCAUCUUGCAUUAGAGGAAGAUUUGAAUUCAGAGAUCCAAGCUUUGGAUGCUGUACACAAGGAAAGAAAUACCAAAGAGCUUAAAAUCACAGAUGCUAAGUCUGAGACAAAAAUGAAAAAGGGGGAAAAAUCCUAUAAUACAGAAAAGAAAGAUUUUUUAAAGUUAGAUGCUAGGUCCUCAGUAAAGGCUGUAGAUAGUGAGUGCAUUCCAGGAGAAGAACACGAAGCACAUAAAAGUACUAGUGGUGAACAUAAGGGUAGGAAAGAUGGCCCUCAGUACGAACCCAGUAACAGUGCUGAGGACUUAGAUAUGGAUAUUGUGUCUGUUCCUUCCUCGGUUCCAGAAGACAUUUUUGAGAGUCUUGAGAAUGCUAUGGAAGUUCAGAGUUCAGCUGAUUAUCAAGGGGAUGGCAACAGUGGGACUGAGCCAGAACCGGAGAGUUCAUCUCUAAAAUUAAACACGUCUUCAAAAGAUAACAAAGGAAAUAUUAAAUCAAAAGUCACAGCAAAAGUAAGAAAAGAAUUAUAUGUUAAACUCACCCCAGUUUCCCUAUCUAAUUCUCCACUUAAAGGUGUUGACUGUCAGGAAGUUCCACAAGAGAAGAAUGCUCGUAAAAGUUCUGGGGUGGCCCGCAGCUCAGAGAAAUGUAGACCCAGAGAGGAGAAUAGCGAUAAUGAGCAUUCAGUUGAAAACGAUGUCACAGUACUUUUAGAAGACUCCGAUCUUCGAAGAUCCCCACGUGUAAAAACUACACCAUUGAGGCGACAGACAGAAAGCAACCCUGCUGUGUCCAAUUCGGAUGAAGAAGGUAAUGAAACCAUAAAGGAGAAACAAAAGCUGUCAGUUCCAGUAAGAAAAAAGGAUAAGCGAAACUCAUCUGACUGUGCUAUUGAUAACCCUAAACCUCAUAAGGUACCCAAAGCUAAGCAACCAGGGAUUGGGGAUCAGAAUUCAGAUUCUGAUGAAAUGCUAGCAAUCCUCAAAGAGGCAAGCCAGAUGUGUCACAGUUCUUCCUCGGACACUGACAUUAAUGAACUACCGAUAAAUCGUAAAAGUCAAAGGGGGAAAGAUGACAAUGGAAAAAGGAAACGGAAAAAUUCCACUUCUGGGUCAGAUUUUGACACUAAAAAAGGAAAAUCGGCUGAAAGCUCUGUCAUUUCUAAAAAGAAACGCCAAAACUACUCAGAGUCCUCUAACUAUGACUCAGAGUUAGAAAGAGAGAUAAAAACUAUGAGUAGAAUUGGGGCUGCCAGAAAAAGUGUUUCUGAUAAAGAAGAACAUGACUUCUCUGAAGAUGCAAAACAAAGCAAAAAAGUAGUAGAUAGCAGAGGGCAUGAGAGGGGGAGGUCCGCACAAGAGGGCUCGUCUGGUGAUGACACUGGUGAUGCUGAAGGUGGGCCGGGAGAGAGCAGCUCCCUACGACAAGGUUCAGUUGAGAAAGGCAGGAGUGUAGUGGAAUUCGGAGACAUGGUUUGUAAGAGGCAGCAGUCUGCUGUUUCCUCUGCCGGUUCUGAAAAGCCUUCAGGGAAAGAGGAGAAUGUCCACUCUCCUGAAGACAAAAGGGUUACUAAAAGUAAAGAAAAGAGGAAACAUCUGAGAACCAGAACAGGUAGAAAAGGCAAGAGUGAUGUCACUGAUAGGUUCCGGAAGAAAGAGCAGAGCUCUGAGUCUUCAGAGGGUGAAAAGAAGCAGGGCAGACAGAGAACUGGGACAAGGGGAAAGAAAAGUACAGACUUAAAGGAAGAAAAGGUGAAGAGAGAGCGGGAGUAUGAGUCUUCCUCUGAUGGGACCGAGAAAUUGCCUGAGGGAGAAGAAAUUGGUCUGUUCUCUAAAGGCAUAAAGCAGAAUAAAAAUGACACAACUGAUGGAGCAAAGAAAGGCAAAAAGUGGAAAGACAAAUCAUGUGAAAAGAAGGAAGAACUAUCUGAUAGUGUUGAUCGAUUGCCAGUAAAAGGAGAGAGUUGUGACUCUUCCGAAGAUAAGAAGACCAGGAAUAGAGUGUCUCUGAGAGAGAAGAAACAAUUUAGCUUGCCUGCAAAGAGUUCAGGGAAGAGGCCAGAGUGUUCAUCAUCAGAUACUGAGAGAUCCUUGAAAGGAGAGUGUUGUGACUCCACCGAUAAGAGAGUGAAAAGAAUUGACUUGAGAGAAAGAAGAAGCUCAAAUUCAAAGAGAAGUACCAAGGAAGUAAAGAGUGGUUCAUCAUCUUCUGAUGCUGAGGGAAGUUCAGAAGAUGCCAAAAAGCAGAAGAAACAAAGAAUGUCAGCCAAAAAGAAGACAGGCAAUACCAAGGAGAGAAAAAGAAAAUCCUUAAGAGCAACUACUACCAAAAGGAAGCAAGCAGACAUUACUUCUUCAUCUUCUGAUAUAGGGGAUGAUGAUCAGAAUUCUGCAGGCGAGGAAAGCAGCGAUGAACAGAAAAUUAAACCCGUGACUGAAAAUCUAGUGCUGCCUUCACAUACUGGAUUUUGUCAGUCUUCAGGAGAUGAAGCCUUCUCUAAAUCAGUGCCUGCCACAGUGGAUGAUGAUGACGACGACAAUGAUCCUGAGAAUAGAAUUGCCAAGAAGAUGCUUUUAGAAGAAAUUAAAGCCAAUCUUUCCUCUGAUGAGGAUGGAUCUUCAGAUGAUGAACCUGAAGAGGGAGAGAAGAAAAGAAUUGGAAAACAGAGUGAAGAAACACCAGGUGAUGAUGGCUCCAACCAAGUUAAUUCUGAAUCGGAUUCCGAUUCUGAAGAAUCUAAGAAGCCAAGAUAUAGACAUAGACUUUUGAGGCAUAAACUGUCUUUGAGUGAUGGAGAAUCUGGAGAAGAGAAAAAGACAAAGCCUAAAGAGCAUAAAGAAACCAAAGGAAGAAAUAGAAGGAAGGUGAGCAGUGAGGAUUCAGAAGACACUGACUUUCAGGAGUCAGGUGUUAGUGAAGAAGUCAGUGAAUCUGAGGAUGAACAGCGGCCUAGAACAAGGUCUGCGAAGAAAGCAGAAUUGGAGGAAAAUCAGCGGAGUUAUAAACAAAAGAAGAAAAGACGGCGCAUUAAGGUUCAAGAGGAUUCCUCCAGUGAAAAUAAGAGCCAUUCUGAGGAAGAAAGAAAGGAUGAUGAUGAUGAUGAGGACGAAGAGGAGGAAGAUGAAAAUGAUGAUUCUAAGUCACCUGGAAAAGGCAGAAAGAAAAUUCGGAAGAUUCUUAAAGAUGAUAAACUAAGAACAGAAACACAAAAUGCCCUUAAAGAAGAGGAAGAGAGGCGAAAACGGAUUGCAGAGAGGGAACGUGAAAGAGAGAAAUUAAGAGAGGUGAUAGAAAUUGAGGAUGCUUCGCCUACUAAAUGUCCAAUAACAACCAAGCUGGUUUUAGAUGAAGAUGAAGAAACCAAAGAACCAUUAGUGCAGGUUCAUAGAAACAUGGUUAUAAAAUUGAAACCCCAUCAAGUGGAUGGUGUUCAGUUUAUGUGGGAUUGCUGCUGUGAGUCUGUGAAGAAGACAAAGAAGUCUCCAGGUUCAGGAUGUAUUCUUGCCCAUUGCAUGGGCCUUGGCAAGACCCUGCAGGUGGUGAGUUUUCUUCACACAGUUCUUUUGUGUGACAAACUGGAUUUCAGUACAGCUUUAGUGGUUUGUCCUCUUAACACUGCUUUGAAUUGGAUGAAUGAAUUUGAGAAGUGGCAGGAGGGAUUAAAUGAUGCUGAAAAGCUUGAGGUUUCUGAGUUGGCGACUGUGAAGCGUCCUCAGGAGAGAAGUUACAUGCUCCAGAGAUGGCAGGAAGACGGCGGUGUCAUGAUCAUCGGGUAUGAAAUGUACAGAAAUCUUGCUCAAGGCAGGAACGUGAAGAGUCGGAAACUGAAGGAGAUAUUUAACAAAGCUUUGGUUGAUCCAGGCCCCGAUUUUGUUGUCUGUGAUGAAGGCCAUAUUCUAAAAAAUGAAGCAUCUGCUGUUUCAAAAGCUAUGAACUCUAUAAAAUCGAGGAGGAGGAUCAUUUUAACAGGAACACCACUUCAAAAUAACCUAAUUGAGUAUCAUUGCAUGGUUAACUUUAUCAAGGAGAAUUUGCUUGGAUCCAUCAAGGAAUUCAGGAAUAGAUUUAUAAAUCCAAUCCAAAACGGACAGUGUGCAGACUCUACCAUGGUAGAUGUGAGAGUGAUGAAAAAACGUGCUCAUAUUCUCUAUGAGAUGUUAGCCGGAUGUGUUCAGAGGAAAGAUUACACAGCAUUAACCAAGUUCUUGCCUCCAAAACAUGAAUACGUGUUAGCUGUAAGGAUGACUGCUAUUCAGUGCAAGCUCUAUCAAUACUACUUGGACCAUUUAACGGGUGUAGGCAAUAGCACUGAUGGUGGAAGAGGAAAGGCUGGUGCAAAGCUCUUCCAAGAUUUCCAGAUGUUAAGCAGAAUCUGGACCCAUCCUUGGUGUUUGCAACUGGACUACAUUAGCAAAGAAAAUAAGGGCUAUUUUGAUGAAGAUAGUAUGGAUGAAUUUAUAGCUUCAGAUUCUGAUGAAACUUCUAUGAGUUUAAGCUCAGAUGAGUAUACAAAAAAGAAGAAAACAAAGGGGAAGAAGGGGAGGAAGGACAGCAGCUCAAGCGGGAGUGGUAGUGACAACGAUGUUGAAGUCAUCAAAGUCUGGAAUUCAAGAUCUAGAGGAGGUGGAGAAGGAAAUGUGGAUGAGACGGGAAACAACCCUUCAGUUUCUCUGAAGCUAGAUGAAAGUAAAACUACUUCCACUUCUAACCCAAGUAGCCCAGCUCCAGAUUGGUACAAAGAUUUUGUUACAGAUGCUGAUGCUGAGGUUUUAGAACAUUCUGGGAAAAUGGUACUUCUUUUUGAAAUUCUUCGAAUGGCAGAAGAAAUUGGGGAUAAAGUUCUUGUUUUUAGUCAGUCGCUCAUAUCUCUGGACUUGAUUGAAGAUUUUCUUGAAUUGGCUAGUAGGGAGAAAACAGAAGAUAAAGAUAAACCUCUUAUUUAUAAAGGUGAAGGAAAGUGGCUCCGAAAUAUUGACUAUUACCGUUUGGAUGGUUCUACUAAUGCACAGUCAAGGAAGAAGUGGGCUGAAGAAUUUAAUGAUGAAACCAAUGUGAGAGGGCGAUUGUUUAUCAUUUCCACUAAAGCAGGAUCUCUUGGGAUUAACCUGGUAGCUGCUAAUAGAGUGAUUAUAUUUGAUGCUUCGUGGAAUCCAUCUUACGACAUCCAGAGUAUAUUCAGAGUUUAUCGCUUUGGACAAACUAAGCCUGUUUAUGUAUAUAGGUUCUUAGCUCAGGGAACCAUGGAAGAUAAGAUUUACGAUCGUCAGGUAACAAAGCAGUCACUAUCUUUCCGAGUUGUUGAUCAACAGCAGGUUGAGCGUCAUUUUACCAUGAAUGAGCUUACUGAACUUUAUACUUUUGAGCCAGACUUAUUAGAUGACCCUAAUUCAGAAAAGAAGAAGAAAAGGGAUACCCCCAUGCUGCCGAAGGAUACCAUACUUGCAGAACUUCUUCAGAUACAUAAGGAGCACAUUGUAGGAUAUCAUGAACAUGAUUCUCUUUUGGACCACAAAGAAGAAGAAGAGCUGACUGAAGAAGAAAGAAAAGCAGCUUGGGCCGAAUAUGAAGCAGAAAAGAAGGUAUUUCGUUCAAAAUGCCUUUUCCCUGGAGAUAGAUGUUAGGGGAAAGGGAGAAGCUUAACAGG
This is a messenger RNA of Rattus rattus (black rat), 7341 nucleotides long. Its product is annotated as transcriptional regulator ATRX. Gene Ontology annotation, molecular function: ATP binding; ATP-dependent chromatin remodeler activity. Lineage: Eukaryota; Metazoa; Chordata; Mammalia; Rodentia; Muridae. The record is from RefSeq and is a predicted model, not a curated record. The coding region runs from base 605 to 7318 and encodes 2237 amino acids. The transcript has 32 exons.